This is a messenger RNA of Pocillopora meandrina, 859 nucleotides long. NCBI's taxonomy places the organism in Eukaryota, Metazoa, Cnidaria, Anthozoa, Scleractinia, Pocilloporidae. The record is from the annotation of a GenBank genome assembly.
AUGCAUGUAAUAUAUGAUCGCCUGAGGAAGGCCAUAAAUUUGGAGACAGGGGUAAUAAAAUAUUGCACAUGUACUUGUAUGACUACUUUCUUUGCUUGCUCUUAUCGGUUAUAAAGCUUUGUUUUCUUUCCAGUAGUUUUCAUACCCAAAAAAUUCUUCUGGGAAGGAGGGGAAGCAACAUCUCUAGAACCGCACACUCAUUUUUUGGUGUAUUAAUUUUGGCAUUUGAAAGGACCAGGUUUACAACUGUAACAACAUCAAAAACAGCAAGUUCAGUACUGUACUUACAAUUUAAGAAUAUGAACGAAAACUUCUCCUGUGCUAACAUUGUAUCAAACUCUUGGUCAUGGAACAAGGAAGCCAAAAUACAUGCCCCUUGGCCAUAAGCAGAAAUGGACUUGACCAGAAUUACUCUAUUUGUUGUAGAAAUUUUUAUGUGUGCUCAGUCUUCCAUGGUGUCAGAACUUAAAAGAAAUUCAUUUUUAAACCUCCCUGAGUUCCCUUGUGUAUUUACAUGGAUGAAUUAAGAAAGAAAAGGUAUUUGCCAUUUACCAGACCAUGAAAAUAUAAACUCCAACUCAAAGUAAAAUAAUUUUAACUGUUUUUAAAUUUACCUUUAUCAUUGGCCAGAAAAUUUAAUGGCUCUGCUAAGGUCAUAAAAGUGGGUCUGGCAAAUGAGGAUGUUACCUGUAGAAUCUUAACCGUGAAAGGGCCAUACACAACUGCCUGCCGCGCCUACACAAGCUUUUCCUCGCACUGCCGUCCAAAUGUCUAUCUGGUCCAAAAGUCCAUGCAAGAUCUGGUAGCUGCUGGUCUUGGCAUAUUUAAAGUCAUUAACAAACUAAAAAUGUUUUUAUAA